Auanema sp. JU1783 is the source of this 294-nucleotide messenger RNA. The record is from the annotation of a GenBank genome assembly. NCBI's taxonomy places the organism in Eukaryota, Metazoa, Nematoda, Chromadorea, Rhabditida, Rhabditidae.
AUGACUUCCAUACGUAUGCAUCAAAGAGAUGAUGCUGAGGUUGGAUUACUAGAAAGUGAUAGAGAAGAUGAAGAUGACGUCAGAACUCAACCAAACAAUCUUUGGCCUCGUGAUAUGAUUGGUAGAAACCUUAACGCUAAAAUGGGCACAGUAGCUAGCGAAAAAGUUUCCAUUCGCUUAGGCUUUCUCAGAAAAGUAUUCGGUAUUUUGUCAUUCCAAAUCGUCCUAACUACCGCUAUUUGCGCUGCACUUUAUGCAACACCAGGAGUACAGGAUUUCGUGAAAACACAGUGA